UACUUACUUGUUAGCGAACGAAAGCGGUGCACUCUGACUGACCAAAGGUCGGUCUGGUCGUCCUUUCCAGCCGUAGCAGCAUGCACAGCAUCACUUUUUGCCCUAAAGUGGCACGACUGAACUUCGCUCGAACUGAGAUGGCUUACUUAUGUUAUCUGCAAAGUUUUUUUCCACUACAACAAGAUCUGCAGUAAGCGUUUAUUAAGCUCCCCCUUGAGUAGGAGCAGUCUAACUGGAAAAUGAGUGUUCGUGAUCCUGACUACGAAUCUGGACUGCGCGAAGAAUGCGCUGUGUUUGGGUGCGUUGCAGCAGGACCGUGGCCUGCCACAGGAGAGCAUGCCAAAUUGAAGGUCCAUGUAGCUGAAACAAUCAUCAAUGGUCUAGUGGGACUGCAGCAUCGCGGACAGGAAAGCUCGGGCGUCGUGGUGGCCACUGGCUCCGGCAACGAUCCGCUGAAAUGCCAUCGCGGUAUGGGCUUGGUGAGCGCGGUGUACCGCGACGAGGAUGUACGCCAUCUGGAAGGCAAUCUGGGCAUCGGCCACAACCGCUACUCCACCGCCGGUCGGUCCCAUCUGGUCAACUGUCAGCCGCUGACCCUGGAAGGCUCCCACGGACACAUGGCCAUUGCCCAUAACGGCGAGAUUGUUAAUGCCGAAGCGCUGCGUCAUGAACUGUUUCUCCAUGGCACGGCAUUCUCCAGCGAGUCCGAUACGGAACUUUUGCUGCGAGCUCUACUGCUGUUGCACAAGGAUUCUUUGUUUGGUUCGCGCAAUUCCCGGCGCGGAUCAAACAAUUCGGACGACAGUCCGUCUGAUUCUGGCCGAGCAAUGAUGUCACCUUCGGAGAAAAUGUCACCACCAGACUGGCCACGACGUUUGGCCGAAUUGAUGCGCAUGUUUCCGUUGGCGUACUCCUUCCUGUUUCUCAACGGGGACGCUAUAUAUGCGGUACGAGACUGCUUCGGAAAUCGUCCACUAGUUCUGGGAAAAAUAUCUUCCGAAAAUAACCCAAGCAGUGGACCAUAUCAAGCUGAUGCAUGGAUUGUGGCAUCGGAGUCCUGCUGUUUUAAAAAUGUGCCGCAUUGCAAACUUGUUCGGGAAGUCUACCCGGGAGAAGUGGUCAAGAUCACCAAAGACGGCUUUAGUACGGUGGCACGCGUUGAACCUCCGGAACGCACUCCCUUAAAAAACGGGGUGGAACUGCCGGAACCCGUGGUCCCAAAUAAACCAAAGGCCACAGCGUUCUGCCUUUUUGAAUAUGUUUACUUUGCCCGCGGGGAUUCGUAUUUUGAAGGACAACAAGUUUACGGCGUGCGUGAACGAUGUGGUCGACGCUUGGCCAAAGAAUCCCAUGUGGAUGCUGACAUUGUCAGUAAUGUACCGGAUUCUUCACGACCCGCUGCACUUGGAUUUUCAAAAGAGAGUGGAAUCGAGUACAGUGAGGUAUUUCUGAGAAAUCCUUACAUUGGCCGCACGUUCAUCCAGCCAACCAAUACCGAACGCCAGUCGGCAGUAUUCAAAAAAUUUGGUGAAUUAUCAGCCAAUUAUGCCGGAAAGCGGAUCGUGCUUAUCGAUGAUUCCAUCGUGCGGGGCAACACGCUCCAGGGGAUUGUCAAAUUAUUAAAAGACACUGGCGCGAAAGAGGUGCAUAUCCGAAUCGCCAGUCCUCCGGUGCGUUAUCCGUGCUACAUGGGUAUCGCGAUACCGACUCGGGAAGAAUUAAUCGCCAACCAGAUCUCCAUGGAGGAGCUACCAAAGUACUUCGGUGCGGACAGUGUGGCGUAUUUAUCCAUUGAUGGCCUGAUUGAGACUGUUCAAGAGGGUGCAAUUAGCGAUUUCCGCUCUGACGCCGCUGAAUGGAGGGACGUCAAGAGAGGUUACUGUUCAGCCUGUUUCACGAAGGAUUAUCCCAUUAUUCCAGUUGAACACGACUGGUGAUCCACUUGAUUUCAUGGUCUAUUACCGAUGAACGUACGGUUUGCACGGGGGUUUCCACUUGGUUCUGGGCUGUGGUUGGCUGGGGGCCGGGCUUUGUGUUUUCUCAAGUUCGCGCUAAUUUGUGGUUAAUGCACGGCAGUGCGGUUUUUAAUUUCAAGUGCUUCGUGGUAAAGAUUGUUAUGGUCUUUACAGUUGGACAUGUACAUACUCGUAACAUACAAAUUCCGGGAUUUUACCCACGGGUUUGCGACUUUGCGUUAAGCAUUGGCGUUGGGUGCGGGAUGGUUAUACACCGUUCAAGCCCUAUAGCACGCCUUAAGAGUGCGUGGAGUGUAAUGCAGUUUCUUACAGUUAUUUGUUUGUAUUGUAGUAUUUUUAUAAGAAACUGGAGGCGCAUAUGCAUAUGCCCAUCAUAUUACAAAGCUAUUUGACAACGGUGCGGCUAUUUUAUCAGUUCUUAUGUACUCGUAUGACAUUGUAUCGGUGUAGUGCGUCUGGAUAACGUCGCACUGUUAAAUAUGUGCGGUUGAUUGGUCAUUUGUAUUACCAUAAAUGUAGAGCAGAGCAGAAACUAAU
Paramacrobiotus metropolitanus is the source of this 2513-nucleotide messenger RNA. RefSeq names its product amidophosphoribosyltransferase-like. The record is from RefSeq and is a predicted model, not a curated record. Lineage: Eukaryota; Metazoa; Tardigrada; Eutardigrada; Parachela; Macrobiotidae. The coding region runs from base 240 to 1937 and encodes 565 amino acids. Gene Ontology annotation, molecular function: amidophosphoribosyltransferase activity. The transcript has 9 exons. Gene Ontology annotation, biological process: purine nucleotide biosynthetic process; purine nucleobase biosynthetic process.